GGUGUUUGUUUUGCAAAUGGGUCACACGACUCUUUUGUAACAAAUUCAAUACGGUGGCAAUUUUCAGCUGUCGAAAACUUUUUUUUUUCAAAAACUUACACCAAUAAAAAAUAUUUAUUAACUGAUGCUCGACACAUUGCGGAUGAAACAGCAAAAAGUAUUAGGGUAAAACCGGGAUAGACGCCGCAGCGGGAUAGAUGCUUCAUAUUCUAACAACCUAACUUCCCGAACGCGAGACUAAAAAUUAAUUGUAUGAGUAGGGGUCGCACUUACCCCGCACCCCGCACCGCAGUUACCCACGGACAAUCGUGUUGAGAGGACGCGUUUCACUCGUGUGUGUCAUUAUAUCCGCGGCGAAAUUUACGAACACGUUUUGAAGCAGAACCAUGCCACGAAAAUAUAAGAGAAAGGAAGGAGUGCAAGUUCGAGUAUGUUUUUGGACUACAGAAAGUCUACAGGCAGCUUUUGAUGAAAUCGACAAAAAAACUAUGGGGAUAAACGAAAUAUCCCAUCAAUUUGGUAUUCCAUCAAGUAUAUUGAGAAGACGAUAUGCUGUCAAAAAUAAAACAAAAUUGACGAUGGGAAAGCAUCCUGUUUCAGAUUUUAACAACGAGAAGAGGCUAGUAAAACACAUUCUUAAACUUGGUGAGGCAGGAUUUCCUCCAAAUAGGCAAGCCAUACAACAUGCGUAUGGCUUAUCAAUUUGCUGAAAAACUAAAUCUAAAACAUAAUUUCGGCCACGAUAAUGAAAUGGCUGGAGGCGCAUAGUUCAAAAGUUUUAUUGUACGAAAUCCAGAACUAUCUAUCAGACAAGCUGAAGGUUUAUACUGAUACUUAAUAUAGGUAAGAAUAGUUUAUAACAACAAAUUACAAUUUACGUUUUUUGUUGGUUAAAUGCUUGUAAAGUUGAUUUUACCAAAAAAUGUGAUUAUGAAUGUUGAGAAUUUAUAUGUUAAUUAAACAAGCCCUCUAAAAUAUUUAAUAAGAGUUCCUACUUUCUGCGAUAUUAAUAUUAUC
Acanthoscelides obtectus is the source of this 1017-nucleotide messenger RNA. NCBI's taxonomy places the organism in Eukaryota, Metazoa, Arthropoda, Insecta, Coleoptera, Chrysomelidae. The record is from the annotation of a GenBank genome assembly.